AUGAAGUCCUUCCUUGCUCUUGCUGCCUUUGCUGGUGCCGCUCUGGCCCAGAGCGCCCAGAUUGGUCUCCCUACUGUUGGACAGAAGCUUCACAAGGGCAGAGACGUGGUUGUCCAGGUUCAGCGUCCUAACACCAUCACCGGAUCUACUGAGAUGGCCGUUGCUAUUGGCAUUUCCUCUUGCGCCUCUGAUGUCUGCCAAGAGUCUGAUGAGGUUAUGGGAACCAUUCUCUACAAUGGCAAAUUCCACCCCCAGUACCACGAGUAUUACCUGCCUCCGUACCAGAACUUCUCCGUCAAGGUCCCAGCCGAUUUCACCGCUGGGACUGCCCAGAUCAAUGUCGCGCACGCUACUCUCAUCGGAGCCGGACCAUUCCCCUUCCUCGAGGCUCUGAACCGUACCGUUGUCAUUGUCUAA
Messenger RNA from Penicillium maclennaniae, 417 nucleotides. RefSeq lists its product as uncharacterized. The coding region runs from base 1 to 417 and encodes 138 amino acids. The transcript is spliced from 3 exons. Lineage: Eukaryota; Fungi; Ascomycota; Eurotiomycetes; Eurotiales; Aspergillaceae. The record is from RefSeq and is a predicted model, not a curated record.